CGGCGGGAAGCCAAAGGUUGAAUCGCAGAGUACACGUCAGUGAAAGGGCGCGGAGGAGAGCGAGUGAGAGGCACGUGUCUGUAACUGCCUAACAGUCUGACUUCAUCUUCUCCAAAAAUAACAACACUUCUCCUACUGUUAAACCACAUCCUUUCCAAGUAAUCAUAGCUUUUCCCCUCCAGAAUCUGCGUUCUCCAGGUCUUGCUCGAAAUGUCUAAACAGGCUAUGCUGUUUUGCCUGCACGUGUCGGUGUCUAUGCUGGCGGUUCUGCCUCUUCUAUCAUCCGCCCGUACAGAUGAACUCGAAGUUCAAACUAUCAGAGAGAUGUAUACAGCCUUGAACUGUCCACCACAACUCGAAAACUGGGAACUAGUGGGAGGUGACCCCUGUGAGGAUCAUUGGGUUGGCGUUUCCUGUUUUGGUUCAUCCGUGACUCACAUUAGUCUUACUGGUUUGAACCUCACUGGUACUUUAGACUUCCAGAUUUCAAAUCUUCAACAGUUGAUCGAGUUGGACCUGAGCUCAAAUAGUAUUGAAGGUGAAAUCCCAUACGCCUUACCACUUAAUCUGAUGCACUUGAGUUUGGCAUUAAAUCGUUUCAGCCAGAGAAUUCCCGAUUCUCUAUCGAACCUGAAAAACCUCAAAAUAUUGAACCUUAGCCACAACAUAUUAUCUGGACAAUUGGGAGAUUUCAGUGGCUUGGGGAAUCUGAGAGAGAUGGAUCUAUCACACAAUAACCUCACUGGAGAUCUACCUAGUUCAGUUAGAGGGUUAACAAGCCUGACAUCAUUGUUUCUGCAAAACAACUCACUCACUGGAUCAGUCAUUCUUUUGUCUCAACUCCCACUAAAAGACCUGAACAUUGCAGAUAACCAUUUCAGUGGAGUGAUCCCAGAAAAUUUUCAAAAGAUUAGGAACUUAUGGAUUGGUGGUAACAGGUUUGAUAGAAUACAGAACUAUACACCAUGGAGUUUCCCUCUUGACUUUUUGCACAAUGAGCAGAAUAUUAGCAGUCCACCAAGUCCACAGAUUGGAGGGCACAAGAAGAAAAGACUAAGCUUUGAAGGAAUAGUUGCUAUAGUGGUUGGAGCCACUAUUUUGGGAACCUGUGUUGCAAUUUUGGUCCUUGUGUUGCUCUGUGGGUCUCAUAAGCAGUUGUUAGACGUUAUAGAAGGAAAUCAAAACUCAACUCAUUCUUUUCCAACCAGCUCUACAAUUAGAGAUUUUUCCACUGCAGCUCAAGAAGAAAGCCAUCAAUCAUCAAGAAUGAUAUCUCUUCCAGAACCUUUAGGGUUACCACCUGCUGCUCCCACCACAGCUGUGAAUGUGUCCACAAGAAGAAGUUUUGCCAAGAAAUUCAAAAUCCCAAUGUGUGUGAAACAUUACACCAUGGCAGAGAUUGAAUCAGCCACAAACAGCUUCAGUCAAGAAAACCUUAUUGGAGAUGGAUCAUUUGGAUCGAUCUAUAGAGCAGAGUUUCCCAAUGGUCAGUUGUCUAUUGUGUACCAAAUUAACAAGGUAGAGCCGACUCUCGUAGAUGAACAAUUGUUGGAUAUGAUUAGGACCUCAUCACGACUGAGGCACCCUAACAUAAUGACACUGAUUGGAUACACUGUGGAGGUUGGCGGCCAUUGUAUCCUAGUUUAUGAGUAUGUAAGAAAUGUCUCUCUCUAUGAUGCUUUGCAUAAUGAGGCCUGCAUGACCUUGCCUUGGAACCUCCGUCUCCGUGUUGCACUCGGCGUUGCCCGAGCUCUGAAUUACAUGCAUUCUUCUUGUGUUCCUCCAAUCGCGCAUGGAAACUUGACCGCUGCAAGAAUCUUGCUUGAUGAGGACCUGAGGCCUCAUAUUUCAGAUUGUGGCCUGGCAAACAUACGUCGCAUGAUAAAAAACAGUGUUAAACUCAAGGCUCUUGAGCUAGCAGCUGAUGGGAGUAGUUAUGACUCAUCAGAAGAUAAUGACAUACACGUGAGCACGAAAGAAGAUGUUUAUGAUUUUGGGGUGUUGCUUCUCGAGCUCUUAACAGGAAGGCACCCUUGUGACAGUGGGAGAUCAAGACGAAAGGCGGCGAAAGCAGACGAGGAGGAAGCUGACCUGGUGCAAUGGGCAAUACCCAGGCUGCAUGACAAUGCUUCGCUGGCACAGAUGGUUGAUCCGCUCAUCCGAAACACAAUCCCCGCCAAGACUCUCUCUCAUCUGGCUGACAUCAUCCUACUCUGCCUUCAGGCUGAGGAGUUUAGGGCGCCUAUGAGUGAAGUGGUGGAGGCAUUGAUGUGUGUAGUGCAGAAAUCAUCAUCAGCUGUGAGAGGAGAAGUGGCCACAGAUCCCUUUGACCGCUCAUUUCGUUCCACCAGCACCCACUUCGUUUCCUCUCCAACACAAAGCUACUACUCCAUCUGAAUCCCUACUCGCCCAUACCAUAUAUUGUAGAGUGUUAAUGAUACACCAAUGCAUACACAGUAUAUAACGAUAGAGGACAUGAAAUGCUUUUUUUCUUCUAAAGCCUGUAGUGUACUAUACUAUACGUUGGUUUAAGCAAAAUGAGUGUCAUAUUAACG
Messenger RNA from Cuscuta europaea, 2555 nucleotides. The record is from the annotation of a GenBank genome assembly. Lineage: Eukaryota; Viridiplantae; Streptophyta; Magnoliopsida; Solanales; Convolvulaceae.